Molecule: messenger RNA, 647 nt
Organism: Fomitopsis serialis
Lineage: Eukaryota; Fungi; Basidiomycota; Agaricomycetes; Polyporales; Fomitopsidaceae
Exons: 3
Coding region: 1-570 (189 amino acids)
Source: RefSeq, a predicted model, not a curated record
AUGUUGACCACCCGCGUCGCACUGAUAGCUACGCUGCGAGCGUCGACAUCAUAUGGUAAGACCGCCCCGACCUCGUAUACCGGCCCGGAAGUACAGGAGAUCAACCGCAUUGCACCCCACUUCGGUGCAGCCCUUCGGCCGGGGGCGUACCUCGUCGGCACGUACCCGUUUCUGAGGUAUAUCCCUGGAUACCUGAGACACCUGUAUCGGUACCAUGAGGAAGAGCUGGCGUUCUUCCAUGGGAUGGUUGCGUACGCGAAGAGCAAGAUGGAGCGGCCGGGGACCUUCGUCGCCUACCUGUUCAACGAAAAAUCCAAGUCUUUCGGCUAUCGAAAGACGAGAUGGCAUACCUCGCAGGUGCUAUGUCCGGGGUGGGGGUGGCACGACAGGCCUUGCUCUCAGCAUCGUGGCCAUGGCGCUGCAUUUCAUCUGGACGCGCAAGCCCGCGUCCAGGCGCGGCUCGACAAAGUAGUUGGGCGGGACGGAGGUCAGCUACAUUCACCUUUUCGCGUCUCACAGCGCAGCCAAGAUCGGAAUGGACAGCACCGACAUUUGAAGACGAGGACCUGAUGCCGGAGAUGACGACGCUCUUCCUUGAGACGGCCAGGUGGCGACCACAGUUUGCUUCUGGUGAGUCACGUCCAACG